Molecule: messenger RNA, 2284 nt
Organism: Cajanus cajan (pigeon pea)
Lineage: Eukaryota; Viridiplantae; Streptophyta; Magnoliopsida; Fabales; Fabaceae
Product: protein PLASTID MOVEMENT IMPAIRED 2
Biological process (GO): chloroplast avoidance movement; chloroplast accumulation movement
Cellular component (GO): cytosol
Source: RefSeq, a predicted model, not a curated record
UGUACAAAAAAACUGUAAGGAAUAAUAGUAGGACAUGUCCAAUAGCAGCCAGUCACGUACGUGGACCUAGUUCUCAACCCUUUGAGCAGCUUAUUACAAUUCUCAGCCACAAACUUUGUCCAUCCUAACAUGUUUGAUUUUUGAGCUAACCAUUCUCCUACAACAAUCUCACUCAGGAAUAGGAUAUACAAACAUGGAUGGCUCAGCCUCAAAGCCUGGUAACACAACAAAAGUUGGUUUGGUUAAAGCAGCUGUUAACUUAUACGGUAAUAGGUUUACAGUUACAGAUGUUAAUAGUCCUUUGCUGAAGAAAGAUUUCCCUACGAAGCACUCUUCAAAAACAAAAGAACUCCAUAGAACAAGUAGGGAUAUUGUUCAGUACAAAGAGAGCAAACGGGCAGCAGAAUCUGCAAAAGCUCAAGCAGAAACUGAGCUUUCUAAUGCUAAAAAGACAGUGAAAGAUCUUUUCUCUAUGAUUGGUGAAUCCAGCCACAAGGCAAAAGCUCAAAUCCGAGAUAUUGCAUCACUAAAGAAGUAUGGGAAGGCAAACAAGAAUGAUAACAAUAACAACAACGAGUAUUCACAAGUGAUGAGAGAAUUGGAAUGUGCUAAACUAGAACUGUUCCAACUUAAGCUUGACAUGGCUUCUGUUUUGGAAGAGAAACUGCGAGCUGAGAAGGAAAUUGAAGCAUCAAGAUCAAACACGCUGUUAUGCUCAAGAGUUGCACAGAAACUGAUGAAGGAGAUUGAGGAAGCCAAUGAAGAACAAGUGGUGGUUGAAUUGGCCAGGAUGGAGGCUUUGAAAGAACUGAGAGACUUUGAAGCUCUUGAAAACACAAGAAACAAGCUGAAAGAGGCCAUCAAGGAAAUAAAUGAGUCAAAAGAGGUUGAAAUGAAAUUGGCAACCACAUUGUCUGAUAUUGAUAUGUUGAAGAAGGAAUUGAAAUUGAUUAAGAAAAAUAGGAAAAGGGUUGAAAGGGGUGAGAGCAUGGAGCAUGUGGAAGGAAUUGGUGUGAUAGAGACUAUAAAAGAAGAAAUAGAAGCUGCAAAGAAAGACUUGGCUUCGAUUAGAGAGAAAGGUUUUAGGUUUAUGACCUCUAUGGAUGUUACAAGAAAUGAGUUGAAGCAUGUUAAAGCUGCCACGGUUUAUAUAAAGAAUGGUGAGUCAAAAGUUGGUACUAAAGUACGAAACAUGAGUUACAAGCUUUUGAGAGCAAAAUCUAAACUAGAAGCUGUGUCUGCUGCUGAGGGAAAAGCCAAAUCAAUAGUCACUAACUUAACACAAACUCUUGAUAAGCUGAAGUCCGAAACAGAAGCAGCAACCAAAGAAAAAGAGCUUAUAAACGAAGAGGUUGCAACCACAAAAGAAGAGAUUAGAAAAGCUUUGUUGGAGAUGAACGUGAAUGAGGAAAGAUUACAAGGUGCCAUGCAGGAUCUUGAAGCAGCAAAAUCCUCAGAAAGUUUAGCCUUAGAGAAGCUGAAGAUUCUAACAGAGAAUACCAUGAGAGAGAGAAGUUUAAGUUUCACAACAACAAAGGCUAUUAUUAUCUCAAAGUUCGAAUAUGAGUAUUUGACUAACCAUGCAGCCGAGGCAAAUGAAAUUGCUGACAAGAAAGCUGAAGCAGCUAAGGCGUGGGUUGAGGCUAUGAGGGCCAGUGAGAAGGAAAUAAUGAUGAAGACUAAGGUGGCUGAGGCAAAAUUGGAGAUUUAUGCUAAAGAAAAGUUGGUUCCAAAGAGAGUUGGUAAUGAAGAGUUUGAGAAUUGGUCAAGAAAAGUACGUGAAAAGAAUAAUAAUCCACCUAGGGAGUUGCAGCGUGCCAUGUCACGAAAGAGCAUGAAGUCGGAUGGUAGUAUGACUCCUUCAAGAGGUUAUAAGGUUCACAAGUCUGCUUCACCUCGUGUGAGUCCUUUCAUUGUUAAGAAGAAAAAGAAGGUGAUACCAAAUUUUGCCAAGUUUUUUAAAGGGAAGAGAAACACUAGCACUCUAUAAGGGAAGAAUUAAUAAAACCUAUGAUGUAGUCCUAUUGGUGUUGACAGUGAUAUUCUCUAAUCAAAAUUAGAAUUUUAUUAUUAAUGUAAAUUUGUUGAAUAAAAUUCUAAUUUUAAUGAGAGAAUGACACUAACAAUACAUGUUACUAUCUAGGUUUUGUCCAUAAGGUAAUAAUCAUUAAUUAGGACUUGAUAGAAGUACAUUGAAGCAACAUGGGAAAAAAAAAAAAAACACUUGUACAUUUGUUUGAGUGACGGCUACAUAACUAUAUUAUACAAACUCAUGUUCUUACUU